This is a messenger RNA of Amphibalanus amphitrite, 813 nucleotides long. Its product is annotated as YLP motif-containing protein 1-like. The record is from RefSeq and is a predicted model, not a curated record. Bases 1 to 813 code for a protein of 270 amino acids. The transcript is spliced from 3 exons. NCBI's taxonomy places the organism in Eukaryota, Metazoa, Arthropoda, Thecostraca, Balanomorpha, Balanidae.
AUGGACAUAAUGCCCGGAGUAUCGCCGCUGCUGUGGGCCCCGCUCUUCCCACCACAGUUCCAACCACUGCCACCGCCGCAGCCCCAGUCGCAGCCCCAGAUGCAGCUACAGCAGCAGCAGCCGCAGCUGCAGCAGGUACUGCUACCCCAGCCGGAGCUGCGCCAGCCGCUGAUGCCCCGCCCAAGCCCGUUCGGACCGGCACAGCCGACUACCAGUUUCGUGCCGGUCCUCCCACCGGCGUUAUUUGGUCAGAGCCUGCUGGGUCAGCAGCGAGGGGCGUCUCCGCCCCCGUCGCAGCCGCCACAGCAGCUGCCGCCGCCGCCGCCACAGCAGCUGUCGCAGCCCGUCAUCCCGCCACAGCUGCAGCAGGCACCGCAGCUGUCGCAGCCGCCGCAGCCCGCCCUCUCGCCGCAGCUGAGGCUGUGGGCUCUGCUGCUGCUGCAGGCCCACCUUGCCGCUCAGGCGCGGAUGGCGGCGCAGGCUCAGGCUGCCGCCCCGGCGCAGGCGGGAGGAGCAUCGCCUGGCACUGCUCAGCAGACCUUCCAGCCAGCCUCGUCCCCGCAAAAUGGCUUCGACGAGGAUGAUGUGCCGACUCAGCGAGAAACGCUGCGGCCGGGACGUGGCUUUUUACCAGCACCUGUAACGCCAGUGCCGCCAGCGGAAACCGUCGAGGAGCCGGAAGAAGUCGAGUCUCCCGACCCAUCCGACUCUGAAGGUGACGAGGACGACGACACGGAGGAGUCUGACGCCGAUGAAGAAGAGCCUGUGGAGCAUUCGGAAGAAGCUCCGGCCGUGCAGCCCAGGGUAUAUUGA